This is a messenger RNA of Malaya genurostris, 2378 nucleotides long. RefSeq names its product nucleolar protein 11. Bases 189 to 2339 code for a protein of 716 amino acids. The transcript is spliced from 3 exons. Gene Ontology annotation, molecular function: RNA binding. Lineage: Eukaryota; Metazoa; Arthropoda; Insecta; Diptera; Culicidae. Gene Ontology annotation, cellular component: nucleus; nucleolus. Gene Ontology annotation, biological process: maturation of SSU-rRNA. The record is from RefSeq and is a predicted model, not a curated record.
AGAAUUUAUCCGAUCCGGCUAGAAGUGCUCUGGGCUGUCUUCCCGGGAAAUUUGGACAUUGUUUGACAUGUUUACGUUGCGGCGCGUGCUUUCAAAAUAUUUGGAAUAUCUGUUCAACACGUUUUUGUAGUAAAUAAUUUUUUUCUGCCAAUUUCUAUUGAAAAUUAAUUUUAAAUUAUUAGAAACCAAUGGCCAAGUUGCUGGCUUACUAUAGCUUGUGUCCGAUUAAUGAUACUCGUGAAUUUCUGGGUAUUUCUCGUGACGUUGGUUCUGGUUGCAUUAUUAACACACUUGGACGAAACAUAAUCCAGGUUGUAAAGCUUAGUAACCAGAAACUGCAACACAGCUGGACAUCACUGGAGCGACUCACAAGCAAGGUGGUUUACGAUUUUCGUUCCGACAGAUACGUUGGUGUUUUCGGAAGCCGAUACAUUCGCUGCUGGACCAAAGACCAAAUCGACAUAAACAAGGCCAAAAAAGUUAAAUUUUUCCGUGGCAUACAGCAACUUCUUACUUUAGACAAUGGGCAAGUGUUGAUUAUAUACGAUGACGGUACAUGCGAAUCGUUGGAAAGCGCAGUCCAGACGAGAAAUAAAGAUCGUCUAAAUCCAGACUGUAUAGUGAGAAAACCGAACAUCGAUCCUACGCGGAUGACAGUUGAACAAGUUAGUACGACUACCAUUGCCACUGGAGAGAUCUUGCUGACUUACUUCGUGAAAGAAAUAGAAUCUGGCGCAGUGGAGCUGAAUUUGGUGCUCUUGAAUAAGGAAAAUCUUAAGCCGGUAGGAGAUUUCCAGAAAAUAAGGCUCGAGCGAAGGGAACAAAACGUGCAGCUUGUUGGACAGUGCAUUGUGGAUGCAAGUGGCGGUCCUUCGUUAGUAACAAUCUGGUCGGACAAACGUAUUUUUUCUCAAUUACUGAAUUUAGAAGACGACCAGGCCGCGGACACUCAACACAAAUCUAUCGGAAGUUUUAUAUCUAUUUUGAAUACGAUCAACACUGCCCAACCGCUAUCGAUCAUUGGUAUCAGUAAGGAUUAUAUUGCGAUCUACGCCAACAAUCUAAACCAAGAAGGGGGAACACUGUUGCUUUAUAAUGUCCAGUUCAAAGUGGUACAAGCGAAACAAUUUUUCAAGGUGUAUUUCAGUAAUUCCCGGUUUUGGUUAAGCGAAAACCACAUUCUGUUAGCGUUCGGACAGACGUUAUCGGUCGUUCCGUUUAAGAUUAGCAAGGAACAACUGUGCGACAUGGUUGGAACGCAGAAAAGUCUCGAACUAAGUAACUAUGUUGACAACGAAAGCAUCAAUGAAGAUUGUGACUACAACGAGGGCUACUCAUUUGUGGGCCAUUUAGACAAGGCAGUUGAUGAACCUGAAGUACCAGAGCAGCAGCAAAAGGAAAAAGGACAAUUCAAGAUUUUUGAAAGUGUAGAAGCCUUCGAAGAGUCAUUAAGAGUUGCUUAUAAAAAUAACAUUCAGCUGGACAUUAUUCAGGAUGAAACACUUCCGGAAGAAGUUGUUCAAAUGAGACUGAUGAGUAACGUUGACAAAUCGAUUGGGCCGUUAAUAUUUUCCGAGCGCUUUGAAGCUUUUGUUAAUGAGUUGGAGACGCACGGAUUCUGUGAAAUAGAGAUUUCGGAUAAAAUUAUUCCCAUAAUGAUAGAAGCUAGGGCAACCAUGGAUGUAGCAAAGUGCUUGAAAAGAUACAGCACCAUUUCGGAAAGAGCGUUAGUUGCGGCUUUGAAAUAUGCACUUACUUGCAAAGCACCUCUGCCUAAAAGCAGUGAAAUGCCUGUUCUUGAAUCCAUGCUUUUGAAGACCUCAGAUAUUGAUCUUCCAAGUACAAAUAUGGAAAAUGAGCUUCCCAACCAAUACAUUCUCGAUUGCCACGAUAUUCAUGAUGAAUCUCGGAACGACUUGUUAAACAUAGUUCUAUCUUGCAGUACAAACCGAUCCGCAAUUUUACCACUGCUACGAAACGAACUAGAACUGAGCAUCGUACUUCGUUUACUGGAUCAUCUUCUUUAUCUGCUAACCGAUCCAGUUGCUCAGUUGAUGGAAUCCCCGACAAACAGCGACAGCUUCGAUAGUGAUGAAAAGGUCAUUGAAUGGAUAACUCUUUUGAUCGAUUCGCACUACCAGCAAAUUGUCCUUUCGAAGGAUGAAUCGAUCAAAGAGAAAAUUGUUUCACUCUUGAAUGUUGUAAAGCGGCAUGCCGAAAGUUUACGGAAACUAAAAUCACUUGCCCCAACCAUUCAGCGACUGGUCGAACGGAAAGGUGAUCGCAACGAAAGGCGACACAAUCAGUGGUACAGUGUGGAAACAAUUCAAUUGUAUUGAUAAAAUCGAUUGUGGAAUAAAUGUACAAUGAACAAUUUA